Callithrix jacchus (white-tufted-ear marmoset) is the source of this 5027-nucleotide messenger RNA. RefSeq names its product fucosyltransferase 1 (H blood group) (gene FUT1). NCBI's taxonomy places the organism in Eukaryota, Metazoa, Chordata, Mammalia, Primates, Cebidae. Gene Ontology annotation, biological process: carbohydrate metabolic process. Gene Ontology annotation, molecular function: galactoside 2-alpha-L-fucosyltransferase activity. Gene Ontology annotation, cellular component: membrane. The record is from RefSeq and is a predicted model, not a curated record.
AGGGCUGCGGGGCCGGAGAGCCGGGCGCCUGGCGUUCCGGGGACCGCCGGAUAAGGCCAGCCUUGGCGGACGGCGCGCUCUGGCCACCCGAAGCGUGGAUCUACCCACUUCAAGGAGCUCAGGUCUUCCUAAGGCUCUAGGACUCUCCACCACCUCCCCAGCCAUUUCUCCUCCGGGACCAAGAUCCUCCUUCCGCUCCUGAUCCUCCAGCCCCUCUUGUUUCACACGGACUGUUUCUUCCAUCAUCACCUCUGUGGUGGAUUUUGCCCCUUACAGGCAGGUACCCCUGAGAAUCAGGCUGGUGGAAGAAGGAAGGAUCAGUGGACCUUACAGGAGGGGAGACUCGAGAUUCCUGCAGGAAAAGUGCAGGAACCUGCACCAUGGCUAUCGGUGUCUUUUGCUUUUUUUCUUUUUUUUCUGAGACGGAGUUUCGCUCUUGUUACCCAGGCUGGAGUGCAAUGGCGCGAUCUCGGCUCACCGCAACCUCCGCCUCCUGGGAUCAGGCAAUUCUCCCGCCUCAGCCUCCCGAGUAGCUGGGAUUACAGGCACGCGCCACCAUGCCCAGCUAAUUUUUUGUAUCUUUAGUAGAGACGGGGUUUCACCAUGUUGACCAGGAUGGUCUCGAUCUCUUGACCUCGUGAUCCACCCGCCUCGGCCUCCCAAAGUGCUGGGAUUGCAGGCUUGAGCCACGGCGCCCGGCCUUUGCUUUGUCGUUGUUGUUGUUGUUAGACAGGGUCCCUCUCUGUGCCCAGGCUAGAGCGCAGCAGUGCUGUCGUGGCUCACUGGGAUGCAGUCACCAUAGCUCCUGUGUAGCUGAGACCACAGACACAGGCCACCAUGCCUAGCUAAUUUUCUUUUUCUUUCUUUCCCUCCUUUCUUCCUUCCUUCCUUCCUCCUUCUCUCCCUCUCUGUCUCUCUCUCUCUUUCUUUCUUUGAGAUGGAGCUUCACUCUUCUGCCCAGGCUGGAGUGCAAUGGCGUGAUCUCAGCUCACAGCAGCCUCCGACUCCUGGGUUCAAGCGAUUCUCCUGCUUCAGCUUCCUGCGUAGCUGGGAUUACAGGCAUGUGCCACCAUACCGGACUAAUUUUGUAUUUUUAGUUGAGAUGGGGUUUCACCAUGUUGGUCAGGCUGUUCUUGAACUCCCGACCUCAGGUGAUCCGCCUGCCUUGGCCUCCCAAAGUGCUGGGAUUACAGGCCUGAGCCACCACGCCCAGGCCAUGCCAAGCUAAUUUUAAUUUUUCUUUUUGAGAUGGCACCACCGUGCCCAGCUAAUUUUUGUAUUUUUAGUAGAGACGGGGUUUCACCAUGUUGACCAGGAUGGUCUCCAUCUCUUGACCUCGUGAUCCACCCGCUUCGGCCUCCCAAAGUGCUGGGAUUAUAUAGGCGUGAGCCACCGCGCCCGGCCACUAAUUUUAAUUUUUUUUUAAUGUAAAAGUAGAGUCUUGCUCUGUUGCCGAGGCUGAUCUGGAACUCCUAGGCUCAAGAGAUCCUCCCAUCUCAGCUCCCAAUAUGCUGGGCUUACAGAUGUGAGCCACAGUGCCCAGCCAACCCAUGGCUACCUUGAAAACCACUUCACUGUCUUCCAAUCCCCCACGCCCAGAGAUCACAAAGCUCUUAUCCCUCAAACCUAGGACUCGGACUCUCCCUACCUCAGCCCCAGGAGUCUAAACCUUUAGCUUCCUCUUUCCCUGCAAUGGAGGGAAAAUGAACUCCCGGCCUCCCUCUCCUCCCCCAUCCCUCCUCAGCCGCCCCUGCUCAACCUCUGCGCAUCUGCUAAUUCUCCUUUCCUCCCCUGCAGCCAUGUGGCCCCUGAGCCAUCGUCACCUCUGUCUGGCCUUCCUGCUAGUCUGUGUCCUCUCUGCAAUCUCCUUCUUCCUCCACAUCUACCAAGACAGCAUUCGACACGGCCUAGGCCUGUCGAUCCUGUGUCCUGACCGCCUGGUGACAGCCCCCGUGGCCAUCUUUUGCCUGCCGGAUUCCCCGAUGAGCCCCAACACCUCCUCUCCCUGUCCCCAGCACCCUGCCUCCCUCUCCGGCACCUGGACUAUCUACCCCGAUGGCCGGUUUGGUAACCAGAUGGGGCAGUAUGCCACGCUGCUGGCUCUGGCCCAGCUCAACGGUCGCCGAGCCUUCAUCCUGCCCGCCAUGCACGCCACGCUGGCCCCGGUCUUCCGCAUCACGCUGCCCGUGCUGGCCCCGGAGGUGGACAGCAGCACGCCCUGGCGGGAGCUGCAGCUCCACGACUGGAUGUCGGAGGAGUACGCGGACUUGGGGGACCCUUUCCUGAAGCUCUCCGGCUUCCCCUGCUCCUGGACGUUCUUCCAUCACCUCCGGGAACAGAUCCGCAGUGAGUUCACUCUGCACGACCACCUUCGCGAAGAGGCGCAGAGUGUGCUGCGGCGGCUCCGCCUGGGCCGCUCGGGGGACCGGCCGCGCACCUUUGUGGGCGUCCACGUGCGCCGUGGGGACUACCUCCAGGUGAUGCCUCAGCGCUGGAAGGGCGUGGUGGGCAACAGCGCCUACCUCCGGGAGGCCAUGGACUGGUUCCGGGCAAGGCACGAAGCCCCGGUGUUUGUGGUCACAAGCAACGGCAUGGAGUGGUGUAGAGAAAACAUCGACGCCUCGAAGGGCGAUGUGAUGUUUGCUGGCGAUGGACGGGAGGCUUUGCCGUGGAAAGACUUUGCCCUGCUCACGCAGUGCAACCACACCAUCAUGACCAUCGGCACCUUCGGCUUCUGGGCUGCCUACCUGGCUGGCGGAGACACUGUCUACCUGGCCAACUUCACCCUGCCAGACUCAGAGUUCCUGAAGAUCUUUAAGCCGGAGGCCGCCUUCCUGCCCGAGUGGGUGGGCAUUAACGCAGACCUGUCUCCACUCGGGACAUUGGCUGAGCCUUGAGAGCUGGGGAGACUUUCCAGAAUAGCCUGAUCUUUCUUUUUUUUUUUUUGAGACAGAGUUUCGCUCUUGUUACCCAGGCUGGAGUGCAAUGGUGCGAUCUCGGCUCACCACAACCUCCGCCUCCUGGGUUCAGGCAAAUUAUCCUGCCUCUGCCUCCCGAGUAGCUGGGAUUACAGGCACAUGCCACUAUGCCCAGCUAAUUUUUUGUAUUUUUAGUAGAGACAGGGUUUCACCAUGUUGACCAGGAUGGUCUCGAUCUCUUGACCUUGUGAUCCACCCGCCUCGGCCUCCCAAAGUGCUGGGAUUACAGGCGUGAGCCACCGCGCCCGGCCUAGCCUGAUCUUUCUAGAGCCAGCAGGCUGUGGCUCCAGAAGCCUGGCAUCUUCUGGAGAAGCUUGUGGUGUUCCUGAAGCCAAUGGACACCCUUUCCAGAGCGAUUCUAGUUGGGAGAGUUGGAGAGAAGGGGGAGCUUUCUGGAACUGUCUGAACAUCUAGAACUAGCAAAAUGUCUUUUUCUGAUGGCUGGCAGGCUAUUCUAGAAGCCACAGUGCCCACCUGCUCUUCCCAGCCCAUAUCUAGAGUAGUUCCAGAUGACUGCCCCCAGGAAUAGGAAACUCUCCCUCUGCUCUUUUCUAGAAAAGGGUUACCUCUCCCCUGAGUCCUCAGAAGACUGAAGGAACACAUGAAUGGUCCAGAGCAAGCAUUCAGCAAUUCCUUUUCUGUGUUUCUGGAGUGAUUCUAGAGGGAGACUUGUUCUAGAGAGGGCCAGGUCCGAUGGCUGUGAAGAACCCUGCAGGGCCCUUCUGGAGGGGAUGGGUUCUGGAAAUCCAGGUAACUAAAGUGAAGAAUCUUUUCGGUUUUUUGUUUUUGGAGACAGGGUCUUGCUCUAUUGCCCAGGCUGGAGUCUGGAGUGCGGUGUCACGAUCAUAGCUCACUGAAACCUCAAAUGCCUGAGCUCAAGGGAUCCUCCUGCCUCAGCCUCCUGAAUAGCCGGGACUACAGAUGCACACCACCACACCUGGCUAAUUUUUGUAUUUUUAGCAGAAUCGGCGUUUCACCAUGUUGGCCAGGAUGGUCUCAAUCUCCUGACCUCAUGAUCCACCUGCCUCAGCUUCCUGAAGUGCUGGGAUUACAGGCAUGAGCCAUUGUGCCUGGCCCAGCUAAUUUUUUUUUUUUAUGUUUUAUUUUUGUAGAGACAAGACCUUGUGAUAUUGUCCAGUCCGUUUGUUGUUGAACUCCUGGCCUCAAGCAAUCCUCCCACUUUGGCCUCCCAGAAUGCUGGGAUUACAGACGUGGCCAAGUGAAGAAUCUAAUGAAUGUACAACUAGAAGCUCAGUGCCCAGCAUUGCUGGAAAGAUCGACAUGAAAGACAAACCAUGUCUAGUUGGCCGGCGUCUUGCUCUGUUCACAGUCUCUGGAAAAACCAAGGUAGUUGGUGAGCAGAGCGGGAGUUUGUCCAACCCGGUCCCCAGUCCCUCAAAGACUUUUUUUCAUUUGUUUCGAGGCUAAAAUGUGAAAGUGGGGUGAGGGAUCACUGCUAAACGGUGCAGCUUCUGGAGCGGAACUUUCCAGGGAAUCCAAGAACACCUCUUUUUUAAAAUAGUAAACUGCCAAGACCUGCAUAUAUUGGCUCUGAGUUCAGGCUGCCACUCACAAUGAAGGAAGUUGGUCUUUCUCUGUAGGUGGGCCGCUGGGGGUCUGGGAUCUGAUUUCUGGAAGUGUGCAGGCAUAAACACACCCUCUGUGCUUGUGAAAAGCUGGCAGGUGUUGUGCUCAUUGCUAAUCACUGUCUGCCCCUGAACUCACGAAACCACUACAUCUGGCUUUGGGCAGGUCUGGGAUAAAAGGAUUUAAAGUUAUGCAGACCUUGGACUCAGCCUCAAACCCAGGCAGGAGGGCGAGGUCUGGCCAAGGUGGACAGGAUUGUUGAGAUCUCAGGAGCCCCCUGCUGUUUUUCGGAGGGUGAAAGAAGAGUCAACUGUGAUCACAUCCCCCGUCUACUCAUCCCAUGCUUCUAGGCUUCUCACAGAGUUACAGGUACAGUGAAAUUGUACAGUUACAGUACAGUUCCCAACUCACCUGCCACAGGGAAGAGAGCAGGAGGUAUGAAUUAAAAGUCCCCAGCACCAA